AUGGCCGGCCACAUCAUAUGUUGCCCAGAUAUACAGCUCUCAUAUGCUAAGAAUCCCAACAUCGCUGAGCUCGAUCACUUUGUACUCUGGGCACGAAAAACCACUCAAUCUCUGGAAUUUCCAAGAACGCGCAGGAAUAUCUUACCAAAGGGUGUAUUCGAGGCCAAACAUUACUUCCAGAUCACACACCGUCCCAGCCUCGACGCUCAUGUCCCUUCUACCCGGACCUUUAUACCGAGGUCUAAUGAUAACACGCCAUACCAGGAGGUUCUGUCAACUGUGUAUAUUGAGAAGGGGUAUAGGGGGACUGGUUUAAGCUCUCGAUGCGGCAAACACAACAAGUACAUCGAACUCUCUCUGUACGAAAGACACCUUCCUCCAACCAUUCAAAAAUACCUCACCCCUCAAAGUCAGGCAGAAAUUCGUCGUGGUGCUGUUACUCAGGAGAGACCUACUUCGCCCUUGAGGAAGGGGGAUUACUGCCCUCUUUCCGCCAUUGAAGACAACAAAAACAACCUCGAGCCCUUGAAUACGUCCACCCUGCCCCCUUAUAGAAAAGAACCCAGUCCGCCUUCACUUGCCGAGAAGAAGGACAGGCAUCGGAGGCAGCGGAACGACUCUCUGCCACCCAAACAGACGAAUACGUUAUUGAUUUCCCCUGUGAAACCGCCAUUCCAUGAGAUACCGUCCUUUAGAAGAUGCUCCAGGGAGGGUUUUGAAGCAAUAUCCAAGCCAUCUUCUUCCACUGAGAAGCAAGUCGACAAUCCAAGGCCUUUGGAAAUACCCACUUGGCGCUCUCCGGCAGAAGAGAACAAACCUUCUUUUUUUGCCCAAAAGAAGCAUAAUCAUCGGGAACAGUCGAAAGCUUCUACUUCACCCAGCCGUGAAAGGAAAGCCGCUCCCUUCUCUACUGUUGCUGAAAAGACAGAAGAUCUUACAUGGCGUGCGAAACCAACUGCUUCACAGCCCAGUGGUAAGAGACCUAGCCCAUCUUCCAUCGUCCCCGAAAAGGAAUGUGUAUGUCCGGCCAGGUCGGAAAUAGCCGCAAUACGUCCAGGUAUUAUUGAGGAUGCAAUCAAACGGUUGAAGAUUGCCAAGGCGCAACCUGCACAUUCCUCGUUAGUUGCCGAUGCUGUAGUGGUUAGGGCUGUAGUCGCCGGAGUUGCUAGUUCUGAUGAUAUUUUCUACAUGCCACCACCAGAGCAGCCCGAGCCUCCUACUGAAUCUGAGAACGAAGACGUGUGCAAGUUGGAAGCGGAGGAUUUUGGAUAUUGUUACCCCGGACGAGUCUUUCAUAAUUACACUCAGUACGAUGAUGAUGAAUGGGUGAAUGUGACCGCAUAUAAGGAUUGGGAGGUUCGGGAAAACUACGCUUGGGAAAUCUGA
Molecule: messenger RNA, 1386 nt
Organism: Penicillium antarcticum
Lineage: Eukaryota; Fungi; Ascomycota; Eurotiomycetes; Eurotiales; Aspergillaceae
Exons: 2
Coding region: 1-1386 (461 amino acids)
Source: RefSeq, a predicted model, not a curated record